Messenger RNA from Pectinophora gossypiella (pink bollworm), 2173 nucleotides. Its product is annotated as ionotropic receptor 75a-like. The record is from RefSeq and is a predicted model, not a curated record. Gene Ontology annotation, cellular component: membrane. Gene Ontology annotation, molecular function: ligand-gated monoatomic ion channel activity. Lineage: Eukaryota; Metazoa; Arthropoda; Insecta; Lepidoptera; Gelechiidae. The transcript is spliced from 13 exons. The coding region runs from base 1 to 2076 and encodes 691 amino acids.
AUGGGAAAAGUGGAGUGCCGCUUUAGUGCAGGGAUCCCAGAUCAUUACAGGCUGCAGUGGAAGUUAUACAGGUUGGCGCUGUGUCCACGCCGCACUAUGCUGCUGAACAAAUUUAUAUUCCUGUUCUUUGCGUCUAAGAAGCUGAGCCUGCUCACCGCCUUCCUGUGCUGGCGUGCAGACGACGACGACGACGAUUACCAACUACCUCAAUCAGGAAAAUCUUCAAGUGAGGCUGAUGAAGAGGAUUUACCGCACCAGACAUGUCGUGGCUCUCAUUUACAAGCUAGACCUGUUGAGAGUGAAAACGAGGAUAUAUUAUCGGAUGAAAAUUCAAAGUCUGACGCUCGUCCUGGAUCAAUUAGUCCGAAAGAUUGUGAUGAGGUGAAAGAGCUCAUGGCGGCGGGUAGUCGUGCGGGGGUGCGUGUGCGCAUAGAGACGGAUUUGUCAGCGGCGCGCGUACCCGCGGCCGCCGGCCUGCGGCGGGAGGGCGUGCUGCUCGACGCGGCCUGCGCCGGCGCCGACCGCGUGCUGCAGCAGGUACUUACACCAUCGAUGACAGCGUCGGAGAGCCGCGCGUUCCACUACCGGCACACGUGGCUGGUGCUGCACAACGACAGCUCCUCGCUGGGGGACGUGCUCUCCGAGGCGCAGAUCCUGCCGGACGGCGACGUCACGUGGUCCACGCCGGAGCAGCUGGUGGACGUGUACCGUGUCAAGGUGGGCCGCCCACUAGUCCUCACCCGCUGGGCGGUGGACCGGGCCGCGGCGGCGGGGCUCCCACAGUACUGGGCUCGCCAGCCCACCACCGUCGCCAGGAGGAAGGACCUCCAAGGAGUGACUCUGCCGUCAGCUACUAUAAUCAGCCAGCCGCAGCACUUCCGGGGUUGGCAGGACCUGACCGCGCGGCAGAUCGACACCUACCCUAAGGUCACCUACCCGCUGAUGAUGCUGCUCGCUGAAGACCUACACUUUAGACACAACAUGCGUCAAGUGGACCUGUACGGCGUGGAGCGCAACGGGUCCUUCGACGGGCUGGCGGGGUUCCUGCAGCGGCGCGACGUGGAGCUGGGCGUCGCGUCCAUCUUCAUGCGCGGCGACCGCUGGCGCGUGCUCGACUACGUCGCCGAGACCAUCGUGCUCAGGUGCUUCUUCAUCUUCCGGCAGCCGGCGCAGGCGGCAGUGACCAACGUGUUCGUGCUGCCGUUCAGCGGCGGUGUGUGGGCGGCGGCGGCGGGACUGUGCGCCGGCGCCGCGCUGUUGCUAGCGGGUCUGGGCGCGUGGGCGCGGCGGGCGCGUGACCACGGCGACCAGGCCGACCCCGCGCUGCUGCUCGUCACGCCCGGGGAAGCUUAUACUUUUGCUAUCGGCGUCAUUUGUCAACAAGGGUUCCACGUGACGCCGGCGCUGGUGUCGGCGCGGCUGGUGAUGUACUCGGCGCUGCUGCUCGCGUUGUUCGCGUUCACGGCGUACUCGGCCAAGAUCGUCGCCAUCCUGCAGGCCCCGUCCUCGGCGCUGCGCACCAUCGCCGACCUCGAGCGCUCUACCAUCGCGCUCGCCGUCCAGGAGACCACCUACAAGAAAACAUACUUCGCGGAGAGCAACGACCCGGCGACGCAGCGGCUGUACCGCAGGAAGCUGCUGCCGCUGGGCGAGCGCGCCUACAUGAGCGUGGUGGACGGCAUCGCGCGCGUGCGCACCGAGUUCUUCGCCUUCCAGGUGGAGGAGAGCGCUGGCUACGACGUGGUCAUCCGCACGUUCACGGAGCGGGAGAAGUGCGCGCUGCAGGAGGUGCCGGCGUUCACGCUGCCCAUGGUGGCCGUGCCCAUCCGCAAGCUGUCCGGGUACCGCGAGCUGCUCGCGGCCAGGUUGCGGUGGCAGCGCGAGACGGGUCUGAUGUCGCGCGAGCGCCACAUCUGGAUGGCCAGCAGGCCGCGCUGCGACGCCGGCGCCGGCGGGUUUGCCAGCGUCUCCAUACAGGACGUGCUGCCCUGCGUACAGGUGUUGGCAAUAGGCGCUCUUCUGUCGACGGUGUUUCUUGCUGCGGAAUGCUUCGUGCAUAGAUUAAAACGGAGAUAGGUCAGUCAUAUUCCUUAAGUAGAUAUUUCUAUUUCGAUAUUAGGCAUAUGUGAAGUGACUGGACGUCUUCAUUGUUCCCAGGUCCCCAAAAAGGAAG